CACAUGGGGGCGGUAAUGCACCAAAAGCUGGUCUGCAACCGGCAAGGAACACAAAAGAGGAAGAAGAAAACGAUGCGGAAAAUGUUAUAUAUCAGUUAAGCGAGGCAGCUCGCUAAGAAAAUGGAUGUAAUAUGGAUUAUUUCAACCUGAGACUAACUGCGAUUUGUAUGACGCUUUUACUUCAUACCACAGUUAACGCCAUAAGAGUCAUUGGUCAGGAUGCGACUGUGGUAGCAGGAGAUGAUGCACGAUUAUACUGUCAACUGGUCGACACAGCAGAGAAACUAACAAGCAUUACGUGGCAAAGACGAACAAAGGAAACGCCAACAAAUGCGGAUUUUUUGGUUAUCGCUUUAGACGGCAAAGAGGAACAUAUUAAUGGAUUGAAGGACAGAGUAAAAUUCACAGGCAACAUCCCAGGUCUCAACGGCUCAAUUCUUCUAAGUAAUAUUACUGUUUCAGAUGAAGGAAUCUACACCUGCAUCUUCAGCAUAUUUCCAAGUGGACCGUUUAAAACAGCAAUUCAUCUCGCAGUACUGAGUCCUCCUGUUGUUAGUGUAAGUACGGAUGUGCCUCCUGUUGCUGGUGACACUGAGGAGAUUUUAGCAACCUGCACUGCAUCCAAUGCGAAACCUGCAGCAGAAGUGUCGUGGAAUCUGGGUGAUUUAAAUGAUUCUGUGAAAGUACAAACUAACGUAACUCUGGACUCUGAAGAAAGAUACACUGUUAAAAGCAGCCUGAUUGGUGUGGCAUCCAAAGAUCUAAACCAGAAGAAGGUUCAGUGUUUGGUCACACACCCUGGCCUAAAAGAGGAACUGGAAGUGGAUUACACAUUGAACAUUCACUAUCCUACUCAGAUGUGUUAUAUUAUUUCAGUGGGUGGUCAAGGGGAAACACAUGAAUUUCUGUGUGAAGCAGAUGCUAAUCCAAAACCAAUUAAUUUCACCUGGAGCAGACAUUUUCCAGUGAACGAACCUCUGUCCAGAGGUGUUAACAACAGACUGAUUAUUCAGAUGACACCUGACAGCAAUGGCCUUUACUAUUGUGUUGCGUCUAACCAAUAUGGGGAAUCUGUAGGUUCCCUCUACGUAGAUGUUAUACAAUUUACAGAAUGCACAACUUGCUGGACUUUGGUCAUCAUGUCCAUCUUUGCUGGGGUGUUUGGCUUUCUCAUUUGGAAAUUUAAUCUGCAUCAAUACGUGAUAAAAAGGCUGAGGUGUUUUGGGGGUGAUCCUGUGCCCACAGUAUCUUCAGACCUGGAUGAGCCGGGUUGAAUGCUGGUUCAGACCUCUCCACUGGGACCAUACCUUGCCGUGGUGGAGGGGCUUAUUCUUCUUACAUUGUGUGGAACUACUAUACAGUUAAGAGGAAACCAAAUGGUCCCAUAGGUUUUGAAACAUAACAGUCCAGUUUAGGUCUCCCUCUUGCCACAUAUCAAUAUUAAAGAUGGCCAUAACAACAUAAGCUUCUGUUGACUUGUCUGCCAUCAUAAAAAUGAUUUCCAACAGAACUACAAACAGUUCUAAAAGAUCCCUUCGAUGAGAGUAUGACACCCACGCAUCAGCACCAAGAGAACAUCAUGAACAAUCUUCAAGAGAUUACAUCUGGAUGUUCGUUACACAACCUCAUUUUAUCACAUCUUGCUGCAGAACUAGAUGAAGCCAAUUAUGGCAGACAAGUGACUCUCCAGACACCAGCUAAUGUAUAUAAGUCUAACAUCAUCUACAAUUCUGGUAAGUUUAGACAGAUUUGAGUUGGUGACACUUACUAGGCCUUUCUCAAUUUACCGAUAAAGUAUCGGGUAAAAUUGGCAGUGCUAGCUAAGUGGUUUAGAUGUUUGACUACUGAUCGGAAGGUUGUUAGUUCAGUUCUCGGCACUGCCGAGCUGCCACUGCUGGGCCCUUGAGCAAGUCCCUUAACCCUCAACUGCUCAGUUGUAUAAAACGUGAGAUAAAUGUAAAUCACUUUGGAUAAGGGUGUUCCCAGCAGCUUGGCAGUGCCGGGAACUGAAAUAACGACCUUCCGAUCAGUAUUCCAACAUGAUUUUUCUUUUAUUUAUUUACUAGCUUCAUUGUAAUUAUUAUGUAAAGUAAAUUUAUGCUUACUAUAGCUUGUUGACUCUACCCACAGUAAAACUGCAUAGAUUAUUUAGAUGGGAGAACAAUGAAAUUGGUAUACUGUGAACUGACCCAGACAUACAGUUGAAUAUAUAUGGACUCUGAUGUCUUUGAUCUGUAAAAAAGUUAUUAAGCAGUAGUCACACUGAACAUUUGCCUUGCUUGCUAUUGUUUGACACACAACUGAAUGUUUGGCAAAUGUAGGUUGUUUUGUCAUGUGUAGGUGGCAGAUGUGGGUUGUUGUCAUAUGCAUACAAACAUAUGUAUUUUUUUUGUGCCUCUGGCUUCUCAGUAUAUUGACUGCAUUUGGCAGAGGCCCUUAUCCAAAGCCACUUAAAUUUAUUACAUUCAUUCACUGCCCCAGUAGUAGUGUUGCCAGCUCUGUCCUGUGUAAAAUAUUCAUACACCUUGCCAUUUUUCGUAUUUAGUUGCAUUACAAGAUCUAAUUUAACUGGAGUUUUAUUUGGAUUUCAUGUAAUUUCAUUGUAAUUUCACUACACAGAAUAGUUCAAAUUGGUCAAGUGAAAUUAAAAAAAGAAACUUAUUUAUUUUAUUUUUUUAAAUUAAAUACUGAAAAGUGGUGUGUGCAUAUGUAUUCACCCAUCUAAAUAAGAUCUGGUGCAGCCAAUUACCUUCAGAAGUCACAUAAUUAGUUCAAUAAAGUCCACCUGUGUACAAUCUAAGUGCCACAUGAUCUCAUUAUAUACACACCUGUUCUGAAAGGCCCCAGAGUCUGCAACACCACUGAGCAAGAGGCAUCACCAUGCAAGCGGCACCAAGGAGCUCUCCAAACAGGUCAGGGACAAAGUUGUGGAGAAGUACAGAUCAUGGUUGGGUUAUAAAAAAAAUAUUCAAAAUUUUGAACAUGCCACAGAGCACCAUUAAAUCCAUUAUUUUAAAAAUGAAAUGAAUAUGGCACCAUAACAAACCUGCCAAGAAAGAGCCACCCACUAAAACCAGGCAAGGAGGGCAUUAAUCAGAGAGGCAAAAAAGAGACCAAAGAUAACCCUGAAGGAGCUGUAGAGCUCCACAGCGGAGCUUGGCAUAUCUGUCAAAGGACCACUUUAAGCUGUACACUCCACAGAGCUGAGCUUUAUGGAAGAGUGGUCAGAAAAAAAAACAUUGCGUAAAGAAAGAAAAAAAAAGAAAACAUCUUUGCUGUUCACCAGAAGGCAUGUGGGAGACUACCUAAAGAUAUGGAAGAAGGUACUCUAGUCAGAUGAUACUAAAAUUAAGCUUUUUGGCCACCAUGGAAAAUGCUACAGUAUGUUUGGUGCGAACCCAACACCUCUCAUCACUGUGAGAACUCCAUCCCCACAGUGGUGGUGGCAACAUCAUGCUGAUUGAUCAGCUGGGUCUGGGAAACUGGUCAGAAUUGAAGGAAUGAUGGAUGGUGCUAAAUACAGGGAAAUUCUUGAGGGGAAACCUGUUUCAGUCUUCCAGAGAUUUGAGACUGGGUUGAAGGUUCACCUUCCAGCAGGACAGUGACCCUAAGCAUACUGCUAAAGCAAUAUUUGAGUGGUUUAAGGGGAAACAUUUAAAUGUCAUGGAAUGGCCUAGUCAAAGCCCAGACCUCAAUCCAGUUGAGAAUCUGUGGUAUGACUUAACCCUCUUACUCCGUAUGGCCGAAAAACCGGCUUGCUAGUCUUUGAUCUAUUCCCAUAAGGACGAUAUACCGGCUUGGUCGUCUAUGCCAAAUAGCCGUAAGGCCGAUAUAGCGGCUUUACAGUGUGAACGUUAUCCCCGUAAGGCCGGUGUACCGGCAUUACUCUGCUAUGAUUCCUUACUUAUUUAAUUAUGAUUUUUUUACCCGGAAGGUUGAUGACGUCAUGACGUCACGACGUGAUUACCGCAUUACGAUGAAGAUCCAAGCGUGAAUAUUGGUGUAGUAGUAGAAGUGAACUAAAAAUGCCAAAGCUAAUCGUGUUCCAGCUAAAGUUACACCUACAGUGAACACAGGUACAUAUAAAACAGUGGGAAAAAAAGAAAACAUACACAGUUACACAGGCGAGAGCGAGGAUUCUAGAUAGUGACAGCAGUGAAAGUUCAGGCGAUGUUGAAACCGAAACUAAUAGAGACGCAAACUCUCCUGAUUCAGACCCUGAUCCGUCUUCACCUUCAGCAUCAACCAGUGCGACUGACACAACAGGGGUUUGGAGUCAUAACGGGACCAUUUCUGUGCAUUCGUGAAAACACUACCUGCUGGUCUGAUUAUCACCAGAAACUUGACUUUUGGCGCUAAAAUGCAUUUAUUUAUUUAUUUAUUUAUUAUUUACUUGAAUUUAUUCAAAGGCAUUGACUAUGCUGAUGCUCGUAUGGUACUUCUAAAUGAGUAGAAGGAUUUUAGCGAGCAUUUUUCGUCAUUUCUCUAGUUAAGAAUUGUGCUCUAAGUGGAGUAAAAACACUGAACUGCUUCAUUUUCAAAGUAAUAUUACACAAAUACAUUAUUAUAAGUUGUUUGAAGGCCUAAAAAUGUUUAAAUUAAAAUGUUGAUUUUGGGGCCAAUUUUGGCCUGGGAACUCAGGGUUGGCGUGCUGUUUCUAUGGGGAAUAUAGAGUUGUGGGACAUAAUACUGUGGGAACUAAGGGGUAAGAGGGAUAAGAUUGCUGUACACCAGCAGAACCCAUCUAACUUUAAGGAGCUGGAGCAGUUUUGCCUUGAAGAACGGGCAAAAAUCCCAGUGGCUAGAUGUGCCAAGCUUAUAGAGACGUACCCCAAGAGACUUGCAGCUGUAAUUGCUGCAAAAGGUUGCUCUACAAACUAUUGACUUUGCUUGCUCAAGUUUUCUGUUUUUUGUCAUUUCUUGUUUUGCACAAUAAAAAAUACUUAUCUUCAAAGUGGUAGGCAUGCUGUGUAAAUCAAAUGAUACAAACCCCCCAAGAAAUCAAUUUUAUUUCCAGCUUGUAAUGCAACAAAACAGGAAAAAUGCAAAGAGUGGUGAAUACUUUCACAAAGCACUAUACAUUCAGUGUUUCAGCGUGGUAGAUAGUGUUGAUGUGGCUUGUCACUUGACUGGUUUUUGGAGGUGUAUCAGGAUUGUAUUACACAUAUGAUUAGCUCAGUAAGUCACCCGGUCUUAAAUUUAUUUUUGUGUUUUUGGGGUGGGCUUGAAGUAUGUGUAUUUAUUUGUUUGUUUGGUUGUCAGUCAAUUCAAAUUUUUGUCCCUGUAAUUAUGCAGCUUUUUGUCCUUGUCUCUCUUUUCACAUGGCACAUUAAUUAAAUGAAACAAAAGCAAAAUAAGAAGUUGGCUGAGGGACAGAUUUUUUUUUUUUGCUUUUGUGUUUUUGUACUUCUUUUUUUAAUUACUUUUCAUAACUUUUUCAUGAUUUAAAAAAUAUAUUUCAUGACUUUUUAUGAAACUAUAUAACGUAGAGACGCAGGGGGAGGUGAGAGUGCAGAGGGAAAACAAGACCUUGCGCUUGCAGGACAGUGCUGGCCACAUUUGGAAAGUUGCUAAGGUUUGUCCAAAAAGUCACUAGAUUUGUCAUUAGGUGGGGUUUUUGUUUUGUUUUGUUUUUUUGUUAAAACAAGUCGGUAAAGGGGUCUGAAAAGUCACUAAGUUGGCAACCCCGUCUGCACUGACUGCUAGAUAAAAGGCAGGUUAAGCUCCACCUUUCCCCAGCAAAAAGAAAAUACAGAUUCUUUUUUCUUUCUUUUAUUGAAAAGCAUUAAAAUACAAAAUUAUUCCCAACUCGGACAAACAUCAGCAGUGUGUGAUUUUUACAGGAACAGUGAGAAGAAGAGCCUGUGACCACGAUAGUCAUUCAGCAUUUCAUAUUUUCAACCAAGGAUGCUCUGGUUGACGGAAAUAACAUAGAAUGCACACAUUAUCCAUCAGUAUAAUGAAUUACCUAUAUUAAAUACUACAUUUAGAAAGAACACAAGAAAUAAAGCUUUUCAUCCUCACUAAAUAUCUGGCUAAUGUUACACUCUGGACUUUACUGAGGGAAAUUCUCAUUCUGAAUCUAGUUUAGUUUGAUCCUUAUUCCCCAUCCCAUUCAAGUCCCAUUCCUCAGAAUUCAAUGGUAAAUGGUCUAUACUUAUAUAACGCUUUUAUCCAAAGCGCUUUACACUGUGUCUCAUUCACUAACACUCACACACCAAUGGUAGCAGAGCUGCCAUGCAAGGCGCUAACUUGCCAUUGGGAGCAACUUGGGCUUCAGCGUCUUGCCCAAGGACUCUUCGGCAUGUGGAGUCAUGUUUCCUGGAAAUCGAACUGCCAACCCUACGAUUAGUGGACAAACCGCUCUACUACCUGAGGCACAGCCACCCCUUUCAUUUACAUAAAAUAAAAUGGGACAGCUGCUAGACACAAACUAUAGCCUGUAAAUUGCUACAGCAUUGAAUCUGUACCGCUGAAGCCCAGUAAAAACUAAAGUUACAAAGCCAUGAUUUAUACAUUUUUGCCUUUAGGAAACAUUUAAGGCCAGUACGGAAAGACAUGAUCUGCUCUAAGGAAAAUAUAAAAAGCAAAAAAACAAACACAAGACACUGAGCAAUAGAGGAAAAGACAUAUGAUUUGGCAGUGGCAAGUCUAGUUUGAUAAUGGCCUUUUCCCAUUAGUCCCAUUUAUAAACAAUACUAGAGAAUAGUAUUGUCAAAUGUGCUAGCUUGUGUGGUUUCCUGUUAUUUUUAUUUUCCUUUUAUUAUUGUGAACAGGUCCAGCUAUAAUUGAAUACUGAAAGAUACUGAGGUGUUGUCUAGACAAGUAAAACCACAAAGAACUAGACAUUAUCCAAUUAUCCUGCUGUUGGGUGUCAUAACUGGGAUAAGAUGUGCUUUGUGUGGAGCAUUAGAACAUUUUGUAAAAUUAAAAAUAAAAUUGCCUAGAAAAGGUGUGAUCAAAACAAAAUGACAUACAAAAUCAUUUAAGGAACUAGAAAAUGGGCUUGACUAGAAAAUAUUCUAAUUUUAAAUAAUUUUUUUUACACCCAGUGUAGCCUCUUUCUCCUAGUUACUGUUUUUAUGCUUGUCUAGAUCUACUGACUCCCUGUCUCCUAAGCAGUAGUGUUUCAGCAGAAAAAUUCUCCAGAUCUGCACCAUACUGCAGAUUUUUUCAGCAUACUCCCACUGUUUCAUUCUGCUGACUAAUGAUGCCUAAUGCUGGGAAGUUGGAACUCAGAAUUAAGUCAUUUUCAACCUCCAUGUUUUGAAGCUACAAAGUGAGAAUUAACCCUGGAGGUCUCCCUGUUCGUGUUUUGUUAACAACAGGCUAGCCAGUUAACUGUGAUAAGUGAAGUAUGUAUGCAGCAUAACGAACGCCCAAACAGCUGACAUGCCAGCUCAGCCCUGAUCGACAGCUGCCUGAGACACAAAAUUGGAAGACGCCUGAGACACAAAAUGGAUUCUUUGGUCCAAAGCAAAAGGCUUUAAGGCAGCAAAAAGGAUAGGUGUUUAAUGUUGCUUUCUUUAAUAUUUGUCAAUACUUGGGUUUUACAAUGUAUAAUGAAACAUAUUUACCAGGAAAUAGGAAGUUCAAUUUUAUUUGUUUAGCACUUUUAACAGUGUAGCAAAAGGGGUUUUAGAUUUUGAUCAGGAAUUGGAUUUAGAUCUAGUUUUAGUUUCUGUCUGUGUGGAGUUUUACCUGUAAGUGUAAGUGGGUUGGCUAGUGAAGAUUUACCCUAGAAUUGUGUCCACCAUGGUGCCCUGCAGUAGACUGACAGAUUUCCAAAGACUGAGUAUUUCACAUGGUUAAUUGUGUCACAAGGUUGCAGGCCUUAGGCAAGGUCUCACCCAUACACUCGAGGAAAUUCCAAAAUAUCAUGGGACACAUUGCAAAUGAAAGAAGUCAUGGGUUAUGCCUGCUUCUACUAAAAUGUGAUUAAAAUGUGGCAAUGAAGUGUCCUACAUUAUUCAAAAUGCUAUUUGUGUGAGUGUGUGUGUGUGUCAGAAUUUCAGCUUUCCUGAUAUUUACAACUGGAUUUGUUAAACAGCUUUAAACAUGGCACCUUUUGUGGCAGACCAUCCCAUUCUUUUGUAGAGCAAAAGUAUUGGAACAGAUAGUCUUCAAGUAAAUAACAUUUACUAUUCUGUUCUAUAUCCCUUGCUUCCAAUAACUGCAUCAAGCUGGUGACCAACUGACAUCACCAAACUGUUGCAUUCUUCUUGUGUGAUGCUUUUCCAGGCUUUUACUGCAACUUAAUUCAGUUGUUGUUUGUAUUCUCCUUUCGGUCUCCUAUUGAAAGGCAUGCUCAAGAGGGUUAAGGUCUGGUGAUUGACUUGGCCAGUCUAAAACCUUCCACUUUUUCCCCUAAUGAAGCUGUUGUGUUGACAGUGUGUUUUGGUUCAUUGUCUUGGUGCAUGAUGAAGUUCCUCCAAUUUAGAUUUAAUGCAUUUCUCUGUAAAUUGGUAGACAGAUUGAUAUCUGAAUUCAUUCUACUGCUACCAUCAUGAGUUACAUCAUCAAUAAAGAUUAGUGAGCCUGUUCCAGAAGCAGCCAUGCAAGCCCAAGCCUACCUCCACCACAUUUUACAGAUGAGCUUAUUUGUUUUGGAUCAAAUCCUUUCUUGUGCCACACUUUUACCUUUCCAUCAAUUUGGUAGAGGUUAAUCUUGGUUCCAGAACUUUCGUGGCUCAUCUCUGUAUUUCCCUGCGAAUUCCAAUCUGGCUUUCUGAUUCUUAGAGUGGUUUGCAUCUUGUGGUAUGACCUCAGUAUUUCUGCUCUGGAAGUCUUCUUCAAAUGCUGGAUUGUGAUACCUUCACCCCUGCCCAGUGACUGUUGUUGGUGAUGUCACUGACUGUUGUUUUUAGAUUUUUCUUCACUGUUCUUGCAAUGUUUGUCAUCAUGUUGCUGUUAUUUUUCUUUGGCUGACCUGUUAAAAACCAGACAAUGUCUGUUUUUUUUUUACACACCAGUUUUUUUUAUUGCUUGUGGUGAUGAAUUUUCUCUCUUUUCUCAGCUUCAAAAUGGCUUGCUUAUCUCCCAUAUACAGCUUUCUGGUCUUCAUGUUGGUUUAUUCUUUUUAACAACAAAUACAGUCUUCGCAGGUGAAGCCCAGACCUCAAACCAAGAAUAGACAUUCAGAGCUUUUAAUCAAUCUAACAGAGCACACUUGGGCAACAAGAAACACCUGCCAGCCACAUGUUCCAGUAUUUUUGAUCAUUUUAAAAAGGCAAAAACAAAAGUCAUAUCUUUAAUGUAUAGUAAAACCAAAAGAAUUGGUAUUGUCAUUCCCGUACUUUCAGAGGGGAUUAUAGGUUUUUAAGGGAGAAACGUAUUUAAGAUUCUCUGUAUAUGCUGUUUUGGGUUUAGCAUAUGUUGCUAUGGCAUUUAUGGGAACCUUUUGACAAUGCAGAUUAAAGGCAGACUGGACUAUUUUUGAGUUUUUCGAACUGCUUUAUUGUUUUCUUUCUAACAACAUUUACCAGCUGUCAAAGAUUGUAUACCAGCUUGACUAGCUCGGCCUUUAUUUUAUUUUCCAUAGUGUCAGAUAAUAAACCAACUAAUGAUUAAAGUGGAUCAUUGCA
Ictalurus punctatus (channel catfish) is the source of this 9584-nucleotide messenger RNA. Its product is annotated as nectin-4. The transcript is spliced from 8 exons. Gene Ontology annotation, cellular component: adherens junction. Gene Ontology annotation, biological process: heterophilic cell-cell adhesion; homophilic cell-cell adhesion. The record is from RefSeq and is a predicted model, not a curated record. The coding region runs from base 132 to 1274 and encodes 380 amino acids. Lineage: Eukaryota; Metazoa; Chordata; Actinopteri; Siluriformes; Ictaluridae.